AUGUCGACCGACAUGAUGCGCGCUGUGGUCAUGCAUCAAAUUGGGGGUCCUGGGGUCUUAAAGCUCCAAACCGUGCCCAAGCCAAGUCCUGCUGCCGGAGAGGUCCGUAUCCGUGUCAAGGCGUUUGGCCUCAACCGAUCGGAGAUGUUCACUCGCCAAGGCCAUUCUCCCGGGGUGAGCUUUCCCCGCAUUCUCGGCAUAGAGGCAGCCGGAGUCAUUGAUGUCACCUCGGCAGAAUCUGGCUUUCAAACAGGUGACGUUGUUGUUACUGCUAUGGGAGGCAUGGGUCGUGUGUUUGAUGGCGGAUACGCUGAAUACACGGUAGUGCCUGCCUCCCAGGUGCGACUUGUCAAAACAACUGAGGCAUUUGGGCCUGACCGCCCUGUGAGGUGGGACCUCCUUGGGGCCCUCCCGGAGCUCAUGCAGACGGCAUGGGGAUCGUUGAUGACCAGUCUUCAGCUAGAGCCUAGUGAUCGUCUGUUAGUUCGUGGAGGAACUACCAGCGUGGGAUUGGCCGCCGCAUUCCUCGCUCGAUCCCAUGGAGCCUCAGUCACGGUAACGACUCGAAAUCCAGCUCGCAUUGAUUUUUUGCGUGCUCUCGGAAUUGACGAUAUCAUUGUUGAUCGAGGAUCGAUUCUCGAAGAGGUCUUGAAGCGGGCUCCAUUUAGUAAAGUCCUUGAGCUUGUCGGGGUUACCACUCUGGAAGACUCUUUGCGAUGCGUGGCGCCUGGUGGCACCGUCUGUAUGGCCGGUAUCGCGGGCAAUAAAUGGACCUUCGACCAGUUCACUCCCAUGGAAUCUAUCCCAACAUCUGUGAAGUUGACCACAUACGCAAGCACCACGGAUGCCCUGCUUCAAACUCCCAUUGAAGCAAUUGCCCGGGAUGUUGUCAAUGGAACAAUACCUUUGCCCAUCAAAACAUUUCCCAUUGAGAGCAUUGUGGAAGCUCAUCAGUUAAUGGAAGAAGGGGCGAUGGCUAAAAUCGUGAUAUUGGUUUAA
This is a messenger RNA of Penicillium maclennaniae, 999 nucleotides long. Its product is annotated as zinc-binding alcohol dehydrogenase family protein. The record is from RefSeq and is a predicted model, not a curated record. NCBI's taxonomy places the organism in Eukaryota, Fungi, Ascomycota, Eurotiomycetes, Eurotiales, Aspergillaceae. Gene Ontology annotation, molecular function: oxidoreductase activity. Bases 1 to 999 code for a protein of 332 amino acids. The transcript has a single exon.